Messenger RNA from Falco peregrinus (peregrine falcon), 2932 nucleotides. RefSeq names its product V-set and immunoglobulin domain containing 10 like 2 (gene VSIG10L2). Bases 310 to 2853 code for a protein of 847 amino acids. The transcript has 11 exons. The record is from RefSeq and is a predicted model, not a curated record. Gene Ontology annotation, biological process: cell-cell adhesion. Gene Ontology annotation, molecular function: cell adhesion molecule binding. Gene Ontology annotation, cellular component: cell-cell junction. Lineage: Eukaryota; Metazoa; Chordata; Aves; Falconiformes; Falconidae.
UUUUCACAAAAAAAAAAAAAAAUUGCUGGGAGCAGGGGGGAACACUCGGGAAUAAAUUGCCCCCGUGGAGGGAAGGAGGUGACGCUGCUCUUCCUGCGAUGAGCGGGCCUGUCCUCAGCCCUGAGAUUGCAGGGGCCGUGGCGAGCAGCAGGGUUGGGUUCGCCCCAACGCGAAGGCAGGUUUAUAAAUAAUUAAUGGUUAAUCAGGGCCGGGCCUAAUUACCCAGCGGUAACCGGAGAGGAGGGCUGGAGGGAGAGCGCAGCCCUGCUUCGGCACUCUGCCGCGGGGCUGCGUGCCGGACAUGGCGCCAUGGAGCGGGGCUGGGCGCCGCCGCGUUGGAGGGGGCCCUGGAUCCUCUGCCUGCUGCCGGCGCUGGCGGGGGGUGAGCACAGACCUGACCCCCCAAAAACACCCCUCAGCGUGGAGCCAGCAGAGACCCGACCAACUCGCGGCACCUCUCGGCCAGGUCAGCUGCUGGCGGCCAGCGAGGCGGCUUACGAGGAGCGGACGGUGACGGGGGUGCGGGGCCGGGUGGUGGAGCUGAGCUGCGGGCCGGCGGCAUCGGCACCGCCAGCCGUGGUCUUCUGGAGCUUCACGGGGGCCUCGGGGCCACCGCGGGCCGUGGCGGUGGGCUCGGGCCAGGAGGUGGUGGUGGCCCCCGGCACGGGGACGCUGGGCCGGGUGACCCUGCGCAACGGGACGCUGGAGCUGCGGGAGCUGCGGGCGGCCGCCCAGGGCCGGUUCCUCUGCCAGGGGCUCUUCCCGGAGUGGGGGCAGCUCCGCGUGGGCUACGCCGCCGUCCUGCUGCGCGUCCUGGUGCCCGUCUCCAAGCCCUUCGUGCGGCCGACGGCAGCGGCGGCGGCAGAGGGGACAGCGGUGGCCCUGACGUGCGCCGUGCGGGAGGGGACGGAGCCGCUGAGCUUCUCCUGGCAGCACCGCGAGCCCCGGGGGGGUCCCUCAGCAUCCCCCGCGGGGCUGGGGGGCUCUGGGGCAGAGCUGCACCUGACGCCCGCCAACCGCAGCCACGCCGGCUGGUACGCCUGCACCGUACGCAACGCGGUCAACAACCACACCAGCGAGCCCGUCUACCUGGACAUCGUCUACGGCCCCGACGAGCCGGCCAUCAGCGUGGAGCCCUUCUCCCCUGAACAGGGGGGCUUCUCAGCAGGAGAGCGGGAGGACGUGGUGCUGAGCUGCCUGGCUCCCUCCAACCCCCCCAGCCGCUACAUCUGGCUCCACAACGGUUCCCAGGUCCACACCGGCCAGACCUACGUCAUCGCUGCCAUCGCCCGCGCCCAGGCGGGCACCUACACCUGCCUGGCCGAGAACACCCAUCUCCAAACCCGAACCCAGGCCACCAUCGUCCUCACCGUCUACUAUCCGCCAGCCGGGACCCCCAGCUGCUCUGCCCUGGCCACCAGUGACCAGCGGGACGUGGCCCUGCGGUGCCGCUGGCUGGGGGGCUUCCCCCCGGCACGGCUGCGCUGGGUGGGCCCCCAGGAGGAGGACGAGGGGGUGAUGGGGAUGAGUUUCUCCAUGGCCACCAGCAUCCAGUCAGGGGCAGCCACCAGGAACAGCAGCUCCUUCUCCUGCCUGGCCUCCCACCCGGCACUGCCACAGGGGGCUGCCUGCGGGACCACCCUGUGGGUCCCGGCCGGCGGCCCUUCCUGUGCAGCGGCGGCCACCAAGGGUGACGAGUUCGUGAUGCUGCGGUGCCAGUGGGAGGGGGGGACGCCACCCGUCACCCUGCACUGGCGGGACCCUGGGGGCCGAGCCCUGGGUGACCCCGCGCCCUCCACCACCGUCCUGGUGCUGAGCGCUGACGGCAGCCUGGGGGGCCGGGAUUUCAUCUGCGCUGCCGCCCACCCGCUGCGGGCCACCGGCACCGAGUGCCGCCUGCGGCUGGAAGCCCCCCGGCUGGAGGCGGAGAGGCGCGAGGUGGCGGUGCUGGAGGGCGGCGAGGCGCGGUUGGCGUGCCGGCGGCGCGGCGGUGGUCUCGGUGCCACCAUGGCUUGGUACGACCCUGAGGAGCGGGAGGUGACGCCGGGGCUGGCCAAGUACCACCUGGAGCGGGGAGAAGAGUGGGUCAACCUCACUGUCCAGGACGUCGAGUGGCCAGCAGACGGUGGGAUCUACCGCUGUGCCGCAGCCAACGCCGUGGGCACCGCCAGCCUCCCCGUCCGCCUCCGUGUGGACCGGUACCCGGCCCCCCCCAACGUCACCAUCAGCAAGCUGCGGUACCUGCGGGCUCGCACCGAGGUGCGGCUGGAGUGGCGGACGCAGGGCACCGGCAACCUCACCGGCUUCGUGGUGCAGCGGCGCCAGGCCAGGAGACCCCGCCGGCGGGUGCCCGGCCCCUGGGAAACGGCCGCCGGUGACAUCGAGCCCCACUCCCGCAACCGGCGCCUGGGGGGGCUGGACCCGGCGGUGGUUUACGCUUUCCGCAUCCUGGCCGUCAACCACCGGACAGCCGGGCACCCCUCGGAGGUGCAGACGCCAGCCGAGCCCCCCUUCGAGGCCUACCCAGCAGUGACAGGGGCAGCAGUGGCAGGGAUGCUGGUGGCCACCGCCACAUCGUUCCUGGCCGUGCGCUGCAUCGCCCGCCACCGGGACACCCUCCCACGGCUGCACGACCUGCUCUUCCACACGGCCAGUCCCGGGGCCCAGGAGCCGGUGGGCGCGCCGGAGGACGCCGAAACAGCCGCAAGCAGAGAGGAUGGAGCAGCACCAGCACCAGGAGACCUGUCAGCCCCUGGCACAGCAGCAGACCUUGCAGAGCCACUGUCAGCACCGCCGGACCCCACUGAUGACCCACCGGUUAAUGUCACCAUCACCGAGACCGCGACACCAUGACCGCUCCCCCCACUGGUCCCCUUUAUAUCCCUUUCCUCCGCUUGUUCCGCGCCACGGGACAGCAGCGCCUGCCUGUGCC